CGUUCGAAACGCUUAGGUAUAUACAAUUAAUCCCCAGUCGUGGACGCAUCUUUCUUCACCGUACGGCAUUCUAGUGUUUCCUUCGCGUGCGUACGCAUACCGCGAACGUGGUUUCGCAUUUUCCGCAACCAGCGUAUCGGUGCAAAUCGUGGUUUUUCCGGCAAUAGGGGAAAAGUGGGGUACACUCCCUUUGUUUGCAUAUAUUUCACCAGUCCAUCGGGUAGUGCGUGUGCGAGUCUGUGUACGCAAUCAAAUGUUGUAGGUGUUUUUUUUGUGUGUGCGGAGGGGAAGGGAGGAGACGAGCCCCAAGCAUGGAGGGCCUUAUAGUGGCCAUCGCGGAGAAAUGUCCGCUUUCGAGCGCUGUUGCGCUGCGUGAGUGAAAGUAGUCGGCGGUGAAUUUUUGUGUGCGAGCGCGAUCGACCGGAGGCAGUGGGGCAAAUGUGAAGUAAUUUUAUUUGAUGAAUUAAAACAAGAAAGUAUUGAAAAAAACAUUUAUAUGUUUAUAAUGCGUUCGAAGCGCAUGUUGCAGUUAUAAUCGUACGGGUUAACUUCCACGCGAACAAAUAUCAAAAGCGGGGCUUCGAAAUGAGCUACCGAUGAGCAAAGCUGAAAAACCGGUAUCUCUCAAAAAUCCAAAAAAAAAAAUAAAAAAAAAUACCUUCAAUCAACCCGCUCAACAGAACGCCACCAAAGCCACGUGUCGCUCUUAUUUUUUUUUCUACCACUGUUAGGCUCUUGAGUUCCGCGUGCUCUCAUAUGCCUAUGGAGAUGGUCAUCAGCCUGCGAAGGUCAUCCGCAAGCGAACGAUAAAAAAAAGAGUGAUUAAGGCGUUUUUUUGUUGUUGUUGGUGUGCAAAACUCUUCAAUACAGAAACAGAUUCCCCCCGGCAGCAUCCAUCUUUCUUUAAGUAAGCGCCAUUUUCUGCACCACAAAAAAAGAGCACGACUUUGUUGCCGACAUGACGUCCUCGGCGCCCAGCGCUCACCAGCAGCAAUCACCCACACCGCCCCGGAGCGAUCGGCCGCUAAGCUUCUACGACAACCUGUCAACCUCCUCGACCGGUGGACGGAUCAUACAGUUUCCCGACAUACAGUUCCGCUUUAAUGAAAACAUUCCUGACCGGCGCUCGGUACACAGCAGCGCUAAAUCGGACUUUUUUGGACUCAGUCCGACACCGGCCGCUACGGAUCCGCUCACACUAACGACCACCAGCCCGGAUGAAGCAGAUCAGCCGACACGAAACACACCGAUUAGUACGCCGAAUAAUGCGACCAGAACGUACGAUAAUGGCGCAGGUGCGUCAGCAUCUUCACCAACGUCCAGCGGUGCGUCCUCCACCGCACCAAUGCACUCACCGUCCGGUUCGCCUUCCAGCGUAACGGAAAUGGCUACCGAUGCUGCCACCAGUACACCGCGCUGUUCGCGACCAAAUUCAACCAUCAAAACCAUCACCAUCAAACUGCCUGACACAAGUGGUCCGUCCGAGGCCGUGUACAUGACGACGACCGUACCGCAAAACUUUACCAAAAAUGCUAAUACGCUCAUCGGCCGUCACAAACCGACGCGCAGCAGUCUCCGGCACAGUCGGAUGCUGGUGGUAAACAAAACCGUUCCGGUGCGGUAUCCACCCGGUAAUUCGCUAAACUUGCGCCACCUGCGCCUAUGCCAAACGUUGAUGAUUUUGCAAAUUUUGAUCGGAUUAGUGCUGAACGUGAUCGGGCUCACCAUCAUGGUAUGGUCACCUUCCACUAACACCAAGGAUAAUCCCUACUGGUCGGGGUUAAUUCUUAUUCUAUGCGGCGUUCUGUUUCUAGUGCUAUUCCAGUUUAAGCGAGGUCGGAACAGUACAGACAAAGGGACCCCCAAUCAGUCCCGACUGCAUCGCCAGCAAUCCCCGUGGCAAGAAAAUUGCUUUCACUUUUUGCGUGUGAACGCUCUAAUCGUGCUUCUGCUGACUAUCUUCUUCACCAUGCUUGCCUUCAUCUAUGCGCUGAUUCAUACGACCAACCUGUCCGCUGAAGGGUUGCGUUGUGAACCGCAGUUUACGUUUAACGUCAAUUCGUCCACGUGCGUCUGUACGAUCGAUACUCGUCCGGCCAGAACGAUUGUAGCGCCGAUGAUAGCUAAUAUGACAAAUCCAACAGAUGAUGAUGGAUUCAAUGAAACUGUACCCCUUUCCGGUAGUAGUUCUUUCAGUAUCGCUAAUGGAGAUGACUCCAGAACACCCGAAGGGGUGAUACGUCUCGAGUAUCGCGACUUUAACUGUAAUGAAGUGCACAGCAUCUGGUACUACGUGAUGAUUGCCUCAACGCUACUGAACAGCUUAGGGUGUCUGCUAGCAACCAUAUUCCUAGUCAUCUACAGCAUCGAGUGCAUGCGACGAUCGGAUCGUCAUGCGCAUCGUUCCAAGAAUGGAGAAUCAGGCGAGCGAAUGGUGGAAAAUGCUAUCACGGCAACAAACAAUCCGAUCACGGCCGAUCGAUCCUCACCAAGUAUUGUACCGGAUGCAUCGACCUUACCACUCUUGACAGUCGCCACACAACCAGCUCGUGUCACGGAAAGCCCCGAUACCAGUCUGCUUAGCUCCAACAGUAAUAAUAAGCAAGAAAUGGGGUACGCCGAUACAACCGUUGAGGAGAACACAAUAACCACGCUGCUUUCCGACGAGGAAGACAAAAUAUUAAUGUCGUGAUGUGGUGUCUAACUUUAUCAGUGGCCGAAAAAAGAUAUUGCGAUUAUACAACGCAGUAGGUAGAUGGUGCUAUACGGACUGGCUAAACCCAUAAUUAAGAUAGUUGACACAAGACAUCAUCAUGCGGCCGGUAGCGAUGAGUGCCCCAGGAACGAACAGUAUUUUAUAAGCUAUAAGAAUCGUCAUAAAACUAGCGCUCUUGCUGACGUGGGAGGGGUGUGCACUGAUUGUGAGAAUUAGCUGAUAUUUUUGUUUCACGUCAGUUAGUUAGCCACUAUUGUAAAUUUUCGUUCUUGAUUCUGGGCAGUGCGUGCUUAAGCUAUUUUUUUUAAUUUUAAAGAAACAUAAAAUGAAGUGAAUAAACGUUUUUAAAGCACCUUAAAACAACGAAAUGGUUGAUGAAGAAAGAAGAGCGCGAAUAUAGUUU
This is a messenger RNA of Anopheles funestus (African malaria mosquito), 3119 nucleotides long. RefSeq lists its product as uncharacterized. Bases 959 to 2692 code for a protein of 577 amino acids. The record is from RefSeq and is a predicted model, not a curated record. The transcript has 5 exons. Gene Ontology annotation, cellular component: sarcolemma; dystrophin-associated glycoprotein complex. NCBI's taxonomy places the organism in Eukaryota, Metazoa, Arthropoda, Insecta, Diptera, Culicidae.